UAAAAGCCCAAAAAGAGGCCAUUAGCGAACGAAUACACUGAACCCAAAAGAGCGCGCUCUUCUUUCCAAUGUAGGCGACGAUAAGCCAAUACCAGUCCACCUUCCAUUGCCUUCCAUCGACAACGCUGUUUAUUUCAUGUUCAACUUCUUUCAUCAAAGGUUUUGAUGGCGUCAAGAUUUUCAAAAUUGAAGCAGUUGCAAUCUCAGGCGUGCCAAGCGUCGAAGUUUGUUGAGGUGAACGGAACUGCUUACUACAAGCAGUUGUUGGAGCAGAACAAGCAAUACAUUCAGGAGCCGCCUACAGUGGAGAAGUGCAACGAGUUGUCUAGGCAGCUUUUUUACACUCGCCUUGCUAGUAUCCCUGGCCGUACGGAGUCAUUCCGGAAGGAGCUAGAUUAUGUCAAGCACAUGUGGAAGAACAGGAAAGAACUGAAAGUCGAAGAUGCCAGUAUUGCUGCUUUGUUCGGAUUGGAGUGCUUCUCGUGGUUUUGUGCCGGUGAGAUAGUGGGAAGGGGUUUUACGUUCACCGGUUACUAUGUCUGAAGGUGAUUCAGGCAGGAACGUUUUACGGGGAGUUGAUGUGUAUGCCUUGAUCAUCGUUUGCACCAUUUGAAUUGCGACCACACCGGUCAUGAGAGUUUUGAAGCUGAGAAAUCAGUGAUUAGCUUGAUAGCCUUAAUAAAUCUUGAUAGAGUAUGUUGAUAAUAAUCCCUUGCUAUUGUCUCAUUAUCUCUUGAUAACUUAUUACGUUACACACCUUAUAAACACAGCCGCUCGAA
Molecule: messenger RNA, 779 nt
Organism: Hibiscus syriacus
Lineage: Eukaryota; Viridiplantae; Streptophyta; Magnoliopsida; Malvales; Malvaceae
Exons: 3
Coding region: 166-543 (125 amino acids)
Biological process (GO): proton motive force-driven ATP synthesis
Molecular function (GO): proton transmembrane transporter activity
Source: RefSeq, a predicted model, not a curated record